Messenger RNA from Puntigrus tetrazona (Sumatra barb), 1590 nucleotides. It is a transcript of the gene rab38c, whose product is annotated as RAB38c, member of RAS oncogene family. Gene Ontology annotation, cellular component: trans-Golgi network; lysosome; Golgi apparatus. Gene Ontology annotation, molecular function: GTPase activity; GTP binding. Gene Ontology annotation, biological process: endosome to lysosome transport; phagosome-lysosome fusion. Lineage: Eukaryota; Metazoa; Chordata; Actinopteri; Cypriniformes; Cyprinidae. The coding region runs from base 392 to 1033 and encodes 213 amino acids. The transcript has 3 exons. The record is from RefSeq and is a predicted model, not a curated record.
GAAGAAGUAGCCGAGUUCAUCCGUGGCUUUUACCGUUCGCGUUCUUUGAAGAAAAGACUUUAAACCACAUUUUAUUCAUUUUUUUUUAAUGCGUAAUGAGAAAUCACGUGAAGCCAAUGCGAAGAUAAAGCUUCCAACGCAAUCUGCGCUUGCAUUUAGUAAGGAGGACGAGCGCAAAGUAACAUGACAGCGGUUUGACCUAACUUUCAGCGUUAUAUAAACGUUUAAAGAGCGCGUGCCUCUCACGAACCGUAAUCCUACAACAAUGAUCAAUGGAUAAGCCGCGAAACAUAAGAGCACUCAUGUGUUACAAACUGUGCAAAACUAGGUCAGUGCGUUUAUGAUCCGGGUGUUUAUUUGCUAUUUUUUUUAUUUUUAUUUUUAAGUCGUCAUGCAGAAAGAACAUUUGUUCAAAGUUCUAGUCAUCGGAGACCUCGGAGUGGGAAAAACGUCGAUAAUAAAACGAUACGUCCAUCAGAUAUUUUCCCAACAUUAUCGCGCAACCAUUGGAGUGGAUUUUGCGCUUAAAGUCCUUCACUGGGACAGUCAGACGGUGGUCCGGUUGCAGUUAUGGGACAUAGCAGGACAAGAGCGCUAUGGGAACAUGACGCGGGUUUACUAUCGGGAGGCCGUGGGAGCCUUCAUAGUAUUCGACGUGACCAGAUCCUCCACAUUUGAUGCAGUGCUGAAAUGGAAAGACGACCUGGAUUUAAAGGUCAGCCUCAGCAACGGCAGACCUGUCCCAGCCGUGCUUCUGGCCAACAAGUCUGACCAGUCACGUGAAGGUCUGCGCUCCCAGAUUCCAAAGCUCGAUACGUUCUGCAAAGACAACGGAUUUGUGGGCUGGUUUGAGACCUCUGCGAAGGAGAACACAAACAUCGAGGUGGCAGCUAAAUGUCUGGUGGAUCACAUUUUAUCCCACGAGGAGAACAUCACCAGCAACCCAGACCCGGACGUGGUGGCCCUUCCCGGGUACAACAACAACACUAAAGAGCGGGUCCGAGCCAGAUGCACGGCGUGCUCCAAAUUUUGAAUGAACAGGAGGAUGAAAGUCAGCGAGCGAAAAAGAAAAUGCGUAGCAGUUUGUUAGAGAUGUUAGGGGACCCAGCCAUUUAACGGUAAUCCCAAAACAAUGAGAUUCAUCUUCAACACACAAGAAAUGCAACAAAAUGGCGGGGACUGUGAAGAAGGAUUGUGCUGAUUAUAUGUAGCGUGAAAUCUCACAUCAUUAGAAACACUGUGUUAGAGGCGCUUCGAUUUGAAUGGAUUUCAGUCAUCGGUGUUUUGUUUACAGGUGAAUGGUACCAAGCAUUUUACGACACGAGUCCAGGUCAGACAUGCAUUUAUUGCUGUUUUGUAUAGGGACUCUUUGAGCACGGAAUAGAUAUUUAUUAAAAGUGGCCUCUAAUUCGGUUAGCCUCAAUGUGCACACGAAAUGCCUUAAUGCUUGCACAGCCACAGUGUCUGGGAAUGUUAUCCUGCAUUAAAAAAUAAAGCAUACAGUAUCUUCCCUCGUGUAGGCUCUUGAAUGUGAUAUUGUAGUCCUGCGCUAUUCUGGGUUGUGCAAUGAAAAGAGGCAAGACGCACCAU